Molecule: messenger RNA, 2402 nt
Organism: Anopheles darlingi
Lineage: Eukaryota; Metazoa; Arthropoda; Insecta; Diptera; Culicidae
Exons: 4
Coding region: 469-2193 (574 amino acids)
Cellular component (GO): dystrophin-associated glycoprotein complex; sarcolemma
Source: RefSeq, a predicted model, not a curated record
GAUAUCACCUCCAGGAACAAGGUGAUCGCGCGAUCAUCAUCAUCAUCAUCGUCAUCAGCAUCGUGAGUGGAAGAUACUGGUGCAGCAGCGCUGCUAACCGCAAAACUAUCCGCCGUCCAUAUUCCGUCCAUCAACCCAAGGGCCACCACCAUCGAUAACCGUUUGUUUUGAGGCCAAAGACCUUUUCGUCCACGCGCUUACGGACACGCGUGUGUGGGGUGGACGCUGGACGGGCUGCUGCUGCUGCUGCUGCUGCUGCUGAUCCGCCGUGAGCCGCUUCGACGGGAUGAUGAGAUGAGCAGCUGAAGAACGCUCACCGCUUCUCAUCACACCACCAAUCAGUGGCUGCUCUAGGGACAGAGGCGGGCAAAAACACACACAAAAGGGCGCCAUCGCCCCGCGGUGGGUCGCCACGGGCAGUUGCAAUACGCUCCAUCGCGUCACGCGUCUGGUUUAACGAGCGCCAGAAUGGCACAGGCGCCGCAGCAACCGGGAACCGAUGGUACAGCGGUUGUGCGCAAUGAUCGACCACUCAGUCUUUACGACAAUCUGACGGCACCUGGUACUGGUGCUGGCGCUGCUGCCGUUGGCCGUACGAUACACUUCCCCGACAUACAGUUCCGGUUUGACGAGAGCAUUGGAGCGACCAUUCCUCCAUCGGUUGGGCAGACACUGGACCAGCAUCGCCGCUCGCAACACCGCAAUUCCGCCCGUUCCGACUUCUUCGGGCUGAGCAGUCCACUGGAACGUACGACGGUUGCUGACGAUCAGGAGGAACGCAAGGACGAUCAGAACGUUCGGACACCACCAGCACCAUCACCACCACCCGCACCCGCAUCCGCACCCACAGCAUCGUCAACUCCAGUGUCGGCAAAGACGACCGCCGCACCGACGACGACGGAUGAUGCGGUGGAUAUGUCCGUGCUCGAGGCAUCGGCAUCGCCGAAUUCGACCCAAUCCACCGUUCAGCUGUCCCCGGCCGAAUCCCCUGUCCUGCAGCAGCAUCAUCCUACCACACCGCGUUCAUCGCGCCCUAACUCUACCAUCAAAACGAUCACCAUUCAACUGCCGCCCGAUACGACCAUCCACCGUGGCAGUCCAUCCGAGGCCGUCUACAUGACGACGACCGUGCCGCAAAACUUCGCCAAAAAUGCCAGCACGCUGAUCGGGCGCCACAAACCGACCCGAAGCAGCCUUCGCCACAGCCGGAUGCUGUUGCAGAACAACAGCAAGGGGUACCAGCAGCAGCGUUACCAGCGUGGCAACUCGCUUAACCUGCGCCAUCUGCGGCUCAGCAAGGGCCUGAUGGUGCUGCAGAUACUGAUCGGGGCGCUGCUCAGCCUGAUCGGGCUCACGAUCAUGGUCUGGUCCCCGUCGACGCACACAAAGGACAACCCGUACUGGUCCGGGCUGACACUCAUCCUCUGCGGUACUCUGUUCCUCGUGUUGUUCGCCUUCAAGCGGUCUGACCGCCGGGCCGGGCUCGGCAAUGGUGGCAAGGAUCCGGCGACAACCGCCGAUCGGCCUGCUCCGAUGUCGCGCAACUGUUUCCGCGAGAACUGUUUUCAUGUGCUGCGGGUGAAUGCACUUGUCGUGCUGGUGCUCACCAUCUUCUUCACGCUGCUCGCCUUCAUCUAUGCACUCAUCCACGCGACCAACCUGUCUUCGCCCGAUCUGCGCUGCUUGCCCGAAUUUAGCUUCAACGUAAACGCGUCCACCUGCGUCUGCACGUUGGAUCCACACGCAUUACCGGAGGAACCGGCGGGGACCGGUGGUGAGCCAGGCCCGGUCAGUACCAAUCGAUCGCUAGAGGAGGACGGUCAUCGGCUGGAGUACCGCGAUUUCAACUGCAACGAGGUGCUAGGCAUCUGGUAUUACGUGACGAUCGUGUCGACGGUGCUCAAUAGCCUUGGUUGCCUCCUGGCUGCCAGCUUUCUCCUUAUCUAUGGCAUUGAGUGUAUGCGCCGUGACGGCAUCGACCAUCCGCCGCCAGUGCUUCUAAGGAAGACCAACGGGGAAAAUGCACCAGCUAGGGAUGGCGAGAAGUUCAGCGGCGAGUCAGAGAGUAAUCAGCCACUGCUGGCGACCGUUCGUAUUCUCGACACCCAUCGAGUCGAAGGUAGGGCAGAUGUCGCCCAGCAAGACUCGAUUGCACGUGCACGGAAAGGAAACGAUCAGGAAUUGCCCCCCUAACUAGAGCCAUUGGCUUUAAACCGCGCUACACAGUUUGCCUGCUAGGCAUCUCUUUCUCCGACAGUAUUACACUAACAUUAUAUUUGUGCUCUAGUAAUAUAGGGAUGUUAUUGGCUUUUUAUGUUUUCCCAGCUUAAAAAGCCAAUAACAUCCCUCAUUAUUCCAGCAAACACCGCUACAUAAUAUUACAUAAUCCAGCAAUUAUCGCU